This is a messenger RNA of Polistes dominula (European paper wasp), 2431 nucleotides long. RefSeq names its product GMP synthase burgundy (gene bur). The record is from RefSeq and is a predicted model, not a curated record. Lineage: Eukaryota; Metazoa; Arthropoda; Insecta; Hymenoptera; Vespidae. Gene Ontology annotation, biological process: GMP biosynthetic process. Gene Ontology annotation, cellular component: cytosol. Gene Ontology annotation, molecular function: GMP synthase (glutamine-hydrolyzing) activity; GMP synthase activity; ATP binding.
ACAGUACAUCUAUAUAACAGAAAAAGCCGAGCGUUAGAGACAGAAGAUAUUUUCUUCUUUUCGAGUACUCUCGUAAUGGUGCCUACCAUUUUAGUGAGCUAGGAAAAAGCCUAUUUAAUAGUGAUUGUCAACAUAACAGCAAAGACCAUAGAACAGCUGUAAAUUUGAAAUGGAAAAAAGCGCGGACGGGCCAUUGUUUCGCGCAGAUAGAAAUAAUGGAGCUAAUGAGGGGGCCAUUGGAAUAUCUUGUAUCGAUGAACGUGUUGCUAUCUUAGAUGCUGGUGCACAAUAUGGAAAAGUGAUUGAUCGUAAAGUUCAUGAGCUUAAUAUACAUAGCGAUAUUUUGCCUCUGGACACACCGGCUAUCAUUCUUCAAGAAAAAGGAUAUAAAGCUAUUAUUAUCUCUGGUGGACCUAGUUCAGUUUAUGCAGAAGAUGCACCCAGAUAUGAUACAGAUAUUUUCCGAAUAGGAAUUCCCGUAUUAGGAAUAUGUUAUGGAAUGCAAAUGAUGAAUAAGGAAUUCGGGGGUACUAUUAUAAGAAAAUCAGGACGUGAAGAUGGUCAAUACCCAAUUGAAAUAGAUACCAAGUGCCUUUUGUUUAAGGGCUUGGAAAAAGAAGAAAUGGUAUUGCUAACACACGGAGAUAGUAUAGACAGGAUUGCUGACGGUUUUCGUAUUACUGCCAAAUCAUCAAACUUCAUUGUAGGCAUAGCCAGUGAUAAAAUGAAUUUAUAUGGAGUGCAAUUUCAUCCAGAAGUAGAUUUAACGCCUAAUGGAAAAAUAAUGCUGCACAAUUUUCUUUAUGGUAUAGCUGGUCUUACGGGUAAUUAUACGCUUCGUGAUAGGGAAGCACAAUGUAUUCAGUAUAUCAGAGAUGCUGUUGAUAAUAAGAAAGUUUUGUUGUUGGUGAGCGGAGGCGUGGACUCAACGGUAUGUGCAGUACUAUUGCAUAAGGCACUCAGUAAAGAUCAAGUUAUUGCACUGCAUAUCAAUAAUGGCUUCAUGCGCAAAGGAGAAACACAAUUCGUGGAACAGAGUUUGUCCCAAUUAGGAAUCAGAUUGAGGGUAGUAAAUGCUGCACAUUGUUUCAUGCAAGGCACUACCUCAGUUCCUUUGGAUAACAUUAAUCCAGCCUUGAAUGCAAAUACUAUAAACAGCAAAGGAAUUGUUAGUACAGCUACAACUCCACGAACAAGACUAACAAAACUGUUAUGCGCAACUACCAAUCCGGAAGAAAAGCGAAAAAUUAUUGGGGAUGUUUUUGUAAGGGUAGCCAAUGAAGCAAUUGCAGAAUUGGGUUUGAAGCCGGAAGAAGUAAUCCUUGGACAGGGCACUCUCAGGCCUGACCUCAUAGAGAGUGCGAGUGCCUUGGCAAGUGGUAAAGCUGAUGCUAUAAAAACGCAUCAUAACGAUAGCGACCUUGUGAGAGCACUGAGAGCACAAGGUCAAGUAGUUGAACCUUUAAAAGAUUUUCAUAAGGAUGAAGUAAGACAAUUGGGAUGUGAUCUUGGAAUACCAGCGUUACUUGUUUCUCGUCAUCCAUUCCCAGGACCUGGUCUUGCUAUCCGCAUUCUUUGUGCUGAUGAACCAUACAUGGACAAAGAUUUCUCAGAAACCCAGGUCAUAGUUAAAAUAAUGGCAGAGUAUGAACAAAUGCUACAGAAAAAACAUGCAUUAUUAAAUCGUGUAGAAGGUGCAACAAAUGAAAAUGAACGUCAACAACUUCGAAGAGUUUCCAGUCGUCGUCAUAUUGCUGCAACGCUUUUGCCUAUUCGUACUGUAGGAGUUCAGGGAGAUCGUAGAUCUUAUAGCUAUGUAGUAGGAUUAUCAAGUGAAGAAAGUAUCUCAGAAGGAGUGGAAUGGGAAGAUAUGUUAUUCCUUGCGAGGUUAAUACCACGUGUGUGCCACAAUGUAAAUCGCGUAUGUUAUAUCUUUGGACCACAGCUUCAUCAUCCUGUCACAGACAUUACACAGACACAUCUUACAUCUAAUGUGAUAGCUACCUUAAGACAAGCAGAUCAUUUAGCAAAUCAGGUUUUGGCUGCUAACGGUUGCAUGGACGUUAUUAAUCAGAUGCCUGUAGUUCUAAUUCCUAUACAUUUCGAUCGCGAUGCUGCUUCUAGAACGCCUUCGUGUCAGCGUUCGAUCGUUAUUAGGCCAUUCUGUACCAACGAUUUUAUGACAGGAACUCCUGCGAUUCCCGGAAAAGAAUUACCAAUUCACGUGGUGAAGAAAAUGGUGACUGAAAUAUCUACGGUACCCGGCAUUUCACGCGUUCUGUAUGAUCUAACGCCUAAACCGCCGGGUACUACCGAAUGGGAAUAGUAAAUACUCGUCUCUAACUCACCCCUUUCUAUUUUUUCACCACCCCUGCGCGUACCAACUACAAAGUGAAAAAUAUAUUUAAAAAAUAUAUAUAUUACAAAAAUA